Zychaea mexicana is the source of this 1731-nucleotide messenger RNA. RefSeq names its product Endonuclease/exonuclease/phosphatase. The transcript is spliced from 5 exons. Bases 116 to 1519 code for a protein of 467 amino acids. Lineage: Eukaryota; Fungi; Mucoromycota; Mucoromycetes; Mucorales; Lichtheimiaceae. Gene Ontology annotation, molecular function: sphingomyelin phosphodiesterase activity. The record is from RefSeq and is a predicted model, not a curated record. Gene Ontology annotation, cellular component: cytoplasm.
AAGAAAGGCUCGGACAAACUUGGGGGACGAACCAUGCACAGACCUGUCUUUUUUUCUCCGACAGGAAAGUGAACUCGGCUAAAAUAUUGCUCUGCCGAAUAUCGCCUCGUUUGACAUGAACUCCAACGAAUUGUCUGUGUUGACGCUCAAUUGCUGGGGUCUUAAAAUUGUAUCCAAGAAACGACGAUUCCGCCUCAAAGCCAUUGCCGAUGCAAUCAGUACAGCCGAAUAUGAUAUUGUCACUUUACAAGAGAUUUGGAUGUGGGAAGAUUUCGAUUACCUGAAACAGCAGACCCAGUCUACCCUUCCCUAUGCCAAAUGUUUCUAUAGUGGCGCUUUAGGUAGUGGACUCGCAAUCUUAUCGCGCUUUCCAAUCGUCUCGACGUCGUAUUUCCGAUAUUCUUUGGCAGGGCGACCACUGAAGGUGCUCCAUGGUGAUUUCUAUGUUGGAAAAGGAUGUGGUUCAGCAUGCAUUGAACAUCCUGACCUUGGCGUGCUUGAAGUUUUCACCACACAUCUUCAUGCAGGUUACGGUAACUCGGAUGAAUACGAAGGCCAUCGAGUAUCCGAGUCCUGGGAACUUGCUCACUUGCUUCGGGCAUCCGCUGCACAAGGACGUCAUGUCAUUGCGACGGGUGACUUUAACAGUAUACCCACUAGUUACAACUACCAGCUACUAAAAGCCCAUGCCUUCAUGACUGACUCUUGGCUCGAAAUUCACCAAGACGCUUUGACACAAAACGAAGGCGACGGGCCGACACAUGACAUGGUGCAACAACUGGGCAUCACCUGCGACUCACCAAUGAACACUUGGACCAAGCGCGAAAAAUUAAAACAGCAACCCUAUUCCAAAACCUUGGGUGAUCGACUCGAUUACAUUUUUUAUCGCAAAUCCACACAGCUGGAAUGUUUGCGUUCAAGUGUGGUCAUGACAGAACAUAUACCCGGUACACAAAUGAGCUAUUCGGACCAUUUUGGCGUGCUUUCGACAUUUGCUGUUUAUAGUGACGUGCCGGCCAUGACAACGACUACGGCUGCGGAUAUGCCGGAUACAGCACAAUUGGGUCGCCCAACGUACACAUGGAUCGAACCAUCCAUGUUGGAGCAAAUUUUGGAGCUUUUCAGGCGGGAUGAGAUUGCGACACGCAGAACAGCUAAUUUGUUGUUGGCGUUGUUUGUGUUUCUAGUCAUAGCUGUUAUUGCAGUAUAUGCCACGGUCAUUGCAUUGCCUGUGUCGUUACGGAUAAAUGAGCAAGGAAGUUUGAUUACUGCAGUGGUAAACACAUUGGGCGGAUUAUGCGUUGUUGCUAUGGCCGCGUUUGCAACUAUCUGUUUCAUUGUGGGCUUCGUGUUUGGCCAUACCGAGCAGCGUGCUCUGAAGCAGUUUGCACUUGAAGUGGAUACUUUGCUAGAAGGGAUGAAGCAACAACAACAUGGUGGUGCUAGAAGAGUACCACAAAAGAAUCCAUCACCGGCUAGCAGCUCUGAUACAGAGGCAUUAUUACGUUUUGACCAAUGAUAGAUAACCUUAUCUCAUAGUAUUUCUAUGCUUGUAUAUUGAACUUCUUUUGCGCCUUCAUUUCAGACUUUAUACUCCAUGCUAUUACACACACACACACACACACACAUCUCUCCCCUACUUCCCACACUACAUCACGUAGAAAAGCUUCCAUCCCUUUACAAAGUAUAAUUGAAGCUAUCAUUAAUUCAGCAUAAAUUGCCCAAAAAUGG